AUGGCCAUUUUUAGAUCUAAAACAAACAAGAAGUCUCCUAGCAAGGCAGGACAUAUCGACGUAAAGAUAUCACCUAAAGAUCAACAACAAUAUAAAAUGCAUACUGCCAAUGUUCAUGACCCUAUUUUAACGGCUGUUAAUGAAGAUCAACCUUUUGAACAAGCAGCAAGACAUGAAAACAGAAGACCAUCAUAUUUGAGCAAUGACUCGGCAGAUUUGAAGGAUAUUUUUGGUCGACCUAUUCGUCAAGGUGAUAUGUCUAAUCCUACUCGAGAAAGAAACGAACGUCCUUUAGAUACGAUUAGAGGGUUUGAAUAUGCAAUCACUGGUGACGUAUCGUAUCGUGAUCAAUUAGAAUCCCAUCGUUUAGGUUGGGGAUUCCAUGAAGACUUUCCAUACUACAAUUUAAGCGGUCAAACCCAUAACCAAGAAGGUAACUCUAGACCAGUAAUUAAUUUUGAUCAACAUCCAAUUUAUGAAGAGCAAGGUUAUGUUAAACCAAGUGGACAGAAAACUAAAAAGAAAAAGAAGGGGUUCUUUCGUAGAAAUUGA
Molecule: messenger RNA, 552 nt
Organism: Hemisphaericaspora subhashii
Lineage: Eukaryota; Fungi; Ascomycota; Pichiomycetes; Serinales; Debaryomycetaceae
Exons: 1
Coding region: 1-552 (183 amino acids)
Source: RefSeq, a predicted model, not a curated record